AAGUAUCCGGAUCUGGUUAUUUUCUGUUGUUGAGUGUUUUCAAAAUGAAAGACCAUUCAAGGUAAAAAUAAUUGUCAUGGCUCAGGGGAAGGUGUCGCCAUUGGUGUCCUUUGGGGCUGCAGCAUUAGGUGUGCUUGGAACUUUCCUUGGUCUUCCUUCUUGGAAUGUUUACUGUGCUGCGGCUUGCGUGCUGCUAUUUUGUGGAGGAGUAUUUUCAUUCUAUUUAUCACGACGCGAUUAUUUUCAUCGUCUGUUUGCCAAAGUGGUAAAGACGCAAGGAGCCCAGGCAUCGUCCCUAAAGUUUGCAGACGGCAAGACUGCAUCAGUGCCUGCUGCUCGUCAGUCUGGUUUGCCUGCAGCUAGUGCUGCUGGCAGGGCUGCUGCUGCUGUUGUUACCAAUAAUGACGUCAUGCAGAGUGGCAGUAAUGCUGUCGGCCAAGGGGCUGCCUUUACGAAUGUGCAGCAGGCCGCUUCACAGCUCAGGAGGCCAGUCUUGCGAGCUGAUCCCCUCAGUCGAAAAUUAGAAUUUGGGAAGUCGCCACCGUUCAUGCGAAGGCGCACGGCCGAACUCUCCCCUGUGCCACCGGCUCCCCUGCCAUCACGACAGGAGGCAGCAUUUGCUCGCCUCCAGUCCAGCAGCCAGCUUAGCAUGCCUGUAUCACAUCUGUCUGUCGACAGAGCAGCAUCACCAGCCAUGCCAGCAGCAGCAUCUGCAGCAGCAGGCCUAGAAGGAAGCCUUGUGGCGGUUGCCUCCCGCGCGCUGAAUACGCAGGGCAGGUCCGAUAUGGUGGCGAGUCCAGUCAUGAGCCGUGUGGCACCACCAUCUCGUCCUCCGGUGUCAAUCAGCAAAGAAAGUGAGCCAGCUCCCAAUCCGGCUGCCAAGGAGACUGUCAUGGCGGCACUCAAGCAAAAGUGCAGAAAGCGCGCAUCGUCUGAUGACGAUGACAGCGAACAGCUUGCCAAGAAAAUUCGAACUGACUCGAGCAAGAUCAGUAAGAAGCGGCCAGCCGAUGUGUCAGAGAGUGUGGAUAAAUCACGCGAUGUGAAGAAGGCAAGGCAGCAGCGAGACAAAUCGACCGAGGAGCGUGCUAGCUCGCCCAAAUCCAAAAGCAAGGGCAAGCGGAAAGCAGCCGAUGACACUGCAGAGGGUACACGCAAGAGGCAAACAACGGAGAAGGAUGCUGUCUCCUCGGAUACCAGCAUGUCUGAAGAGGCACCUGCAGAAAAGGAGCCUGCUUCAUCAUCUUCACCCGGUGCCUCAUCUUCCACAUCUUCACCUGGAAAAGGAAGGACGUUGCGCAUUCUGGACGAUGACGAGAUUGAGAUGACCGAAGACCCGCUACCUCAGACCAGGGCGAGCGCGUCCAACCAGCAGAAAGCGGCGCUGGUCAACAAGAACACUGCCACCACCACCGGGGCACCGAUCAAGAGUUUGCCAAACAAGUUGGUGAGCAGCAGUCGUACCUCGGCGGCGACGGCUAACAACAACCAUAAACAGAGCAGUAAGAAAGCAACUUCUGGCAAGGACAAGGAGGCGGUGAAUUCUGAUGACGCUGCUGCAAAGGCUCCAUCAACAAAGCCACACACAAAGAGAGUAGCCACGAGUAUUGGUGGUGCAAAGCUGCGAGAGAUACCUCUUGUGGACAGUAGCUUGCUGACUCGACCGAGCCCACAGAAUGUUGGUAUUGAGCGCAGCCAUUCACCAGAGGUAGCACCUACCUCUGAAGACAUCCAGGAAGACCGUGCAGCUGCUCGUCAACGUGUUAAGUACUUGCUUCAAGACGACGAUGACGACGAUGAGGAAGAAGAGGCAGCUAACCGCAAGGUGAAAACUGCCAAACCUGUUCCAGCCACAACUGCCAGUGCAAGCUCUGCGUCAGCAGCAUCCACCACUGCUGCUCCCAGCUCCACCUUGUCGUCAACACUCAGCUCUGGUGCUGCUACUGGUGGUGGUCUUUCUCUAGGAACUGGCAGUACGUCUACAGGUGGAUCGUCAGUGACUGGCUCUACUGCCAUGCCAUCGUCAGGCCUGUCUGCUGCACUCAGUCAGCUGUCUAAGUCGCCCGCUGGUGCCGCGGCUACAUCCGCUCCUACAGCCGCAUCACAGCUCUCUGUUGGCUCCGUCCUGGGCGGCUUGAGCUCAUCUGCUGCACCGCUGCCGUCAUCAUCGAGUGCAGGUAGCAGUGCCGCGGGUGCUGCUUCUACAACCUCAGUCACAGGUGCUCUCGGCCAACUGUCAUCAUCCGCAGGCAGCACUGUUGCAGCAGGUAGUGGUAGCAGUACUGGUUUCAAAUUACCUAGCGGCAUCGGCGGUGGUGGUGGACUUUCAUUAGGUGGUGGCGGCCUUACACUGGGUGGUGGAGGACUCGGCUUGGGAAAGCCUGCUUCGUCUCAACCAGGAGCCGGUCUAUCAUCAUUGGCAUCUUCAGCUACGACUACUGCUGCCGCUGCCACUAGCUCUAUGGCAUCAGCUACCACCGCGUCAGGCGCUUCCCUGCCAACAGUUGCAGGCGCGUUGGGCUCGGGAUUCUCUCUGCCUUCGACAGGUGCUGCGCAGAAUUCCACUGGUGGUAUACAGCUUGGUGGACUGAGUGGACUGGGUGGGUUGUCCACUAAGGCCCCUGCACCGGCUGCUGCUCCUGCUGCUGGCACUGGUCUCCAGCUGUCAUCUGGUCUUGCUGCUCCUGCUCCUCCUGCUGCUGGCACUGGUCUCCAGCUGUCAUCUAGUCUUGCUGCGGCUAGCAGCACUGCACCUGGUCAGGUACCAGCAAAGACAGGCGGCAUGUUCGGCAUGGGUGCAGCAGCAGCAGCGACGACAGCGGCAGCUACUGGUGCUGCUACCAACACCCCGUUGGGCGGAGGUUUGAGUGGUUUUUCUGCCACGUCCAACACAGGUCUACAGCAACAGCAGUCCUCUGUACAACCAGGUGGUCUGUUCUCAAUGUCGGCGGCCAAUCAAACACAACAACAACAGCCUCAGCUCGGCACAGCUGCUGCCCCUGCCCUGAGUUCCGGUCUGUUUUCCAUGGGUGGUGCUGCUACUGCAGCUCCUGCACCUACUGCCACCGCCGCCACCACCGGUGGAUCGGGUCUGUUCUCAAUGCAGCCACAAGCGACAGCAUCUGCUGGUGCAGCAACACGCACAGUAGCGGCGACAACAACUGGCUCGGCAAUGCCGUCUGGCCUCUUCUCACAAUCCGCCAAUGCUGGUGCGGCAACAGGGGCUGCAGCAGCGACGGCGCCCAUGGGUGGUUUGUUCUCCAACACUAGUGGCCAGUCCGCUGCUGCUGCUCCUAAGCCUGCAGCCACUGCCAGUCCUUUUCAAAUGGCAUCCACCGGCGCUGGCACUGGGGCUCCUGCAGCUGCCGGAGGUAUGUUUGCUAGCAUGCAACAACAGCAGCAGCAGGUACCAAGAGCUGGUGCAGUCGCCGGCAUGGGCACCACAACUGGUGGUUUGUUUUCCAAGCAAGGUGGCGCUCCAACAGUGGCGCAGACCAACACAGCAGCUCCCGCUGGCGGCUUGUUUUCUAAGCCCGCUGCCGCGCCAACCACCGCCGGGGCCUUCAAUUUCGCUGGUUCUGGCUCUGGCACAACAAAUCAACCAGGUCCAGGCACUGCUGCAGCACCGGCCGCCUCGGCCAACUCCGGUUUCAAUUUCGCAGCGGCUGCAGGUGCGACCACAGGCGGUCAGGGUGCAUCCAUGUUCGGCUCAGCGACGACGUCAAACCCGACUGCUCAAUCGUCUUCUCUGUUCUCCACAGCUGCCCAACAGGCAAACAAACCUGCUGCUACUGCCGGUACGGGGGCUGGUGGUUUGUUCUCUGCCGCAGGGGGCAGCACAACAGCCGCAACCAACAUGUUCUCUCCUCCUGGUAAUACAGCGGCUGCUGCUGCACCGUCGACUACAGGCUUUAACUUUGCAGCUGCUGCAAGUGGCAGCACACCUGGGUCAACAGCAGCGGCAGCACAGCCUGGUGCUAUGGGCAUGUUUGGAGGCGGUGCCGGCGCCGCAUCAUUCGCCUCGCCACCUGCGGCCGCAACCGGUUUCAACUUCGGCACGAACAGUACAACACCUGGAGGUGCCGCCAACGCUGCUGCAAACUUCGCCUCACCGCCUUUCCAGGGCACACCAGGGGCAGCAGGUAAUACAGGAGCAGCUUCUACCACACCAAAUGCCGCCUUCUCAGCAGGCGCUGCAUCAGGGGGCGCAAGGAGACCAGCCCGGAGAAGGAAACGCUAGGUUGUGUGGUUGUUAGCUUGACAGGUACUCAGUUGUUCUCAUGCUCUGGCACUCGUCACCUUCUUCCCUAACGCUAUGUUCCUAUGGCAGCAGCACAGCACACAUCUUUAACUUCUUUCUUUUAACGUGGUGCUGUAUCGUGGACGAAUAACAGUUACUGCUGUUCCUUUCUACUCGUAUGUUAGUGGUGAUGCGCUCGGUGAGCUCUCUCUCUCUCUCUCUCUCUCUCUCUCUCUCUCUCUCUCUCUCUCUCUCUCUCUCUCUCUCUCUCUCUCUCUCUCUCUCUCUCUCUCUCUCUCUCUCCCCCCCCCCCCCUCUGCUAAUUAUCCUAUUUCUCGCCUGCCAUGUUCCUACGGUUUGCAAGCACGAGGUCUGCCUGUGUUUAUCUGAUUGUAAUAUUUAGUCCUGUCGUUUGGCUUGUGGUACCUGUAGUGACUGUAGCGGCUGUUGCAAUUAUUGUUUGCUAUGAUAUUUCCACAGCGGGUGUUUCUUGGUUUGAUAUAUUCUUUGAUCUUUUUUUAACGAAACAAAAGUUUUAACCUCAUGGCUAGCUUUUUUUGCCAGUAUUCUUGUUUUAUACUUCUGAAGUAUUACUAUUCACGGGUUUUUUCAGCACUCGCUCUCGUGUUUUCUUGUAGUGAGUCGUACAUACCAUAGUCGACGGAAUAUGGUGAGCAAAGUGUCCUUGAUUUGUAACCUUCAA
Sycon ciliatum is the source of this 4943-nucleotide messenger RNA. Its product is annotated as mucin-19-like. The record is from RefSeq and is a predicted model, not a curated record. The coding region runs from base 77 to 4240 and encodes 1387 amino acids. The transcript has 10 exons. Lineage: Eukaryota; Metazoa; Porifera; Calcarea; Leucosolenida; Sycettidae.